CAAGCUGCAAAUCUUCACAUGCCUGUCAUUUGCUGGUAAUGAAAAGGCUUUAUCCAACAAUAAAUCGAAAAUACACGUCAACGAGAGAGAGAGAGAAAGAGAAUCAAGGAACUUGGGAAACUGAGAAGAGAGUGCCACCAAACCAAGAAAAAUGACUUUGUAUAUUCUUGAGCCUACAUUAUGCUUCUUUUUCUCUCUAUAUAUACGCCCUCUCUGGUCGUUGGUUCUUUCUUUCUCUUCCAUUUUCGCUUGGCUUCCAUUGGAGCAAAGCUCCUCGUUAAAGGUGAUGCUGUUGGUACGAGUUCUGCCAUUUGAAGAAGUUCGUUUGCGAAAUCUGAAUGGAGGCAUUUAACUGUUUACUGAACUUGUGGUGCUUCGCUGUUCUAUAGAUUAUGCUAUGAUCAAAGAUGCUACUAAACUAAAUUUAUACUUAUGUUGUUAGUUUGAAUGCAAGCAUGACAAUUGGAUAAAUUUACCUGAUAUUAUUCGUUGAAGGUAAUGAUGAUAUUUCAAAAAAUUCAUCCUGAUAAUGUAAAAGUUGGAUCACUUGCUCUCACUAUCAAGAGCUACACUUGAUGAAACCUCGAGUGACGAUUAAAGCAUGCAAUUUUCAGAAGGUAUUCUAAAGGGGAAUGGUCUUUUAUUCAAGAAAUGAUGGAAGUUAAUGGUAAAACUUCCGAUUGCAAUGAGAAGAGACCACUGGAAAAUUCCACACUUAGCUACGAACAAAAAAAUCCAGCCGAGAGUAGCACAAACACCUCCGUGUUUGUCAAUCAUGCUGCAAUUGCAUGGGAUGAGAGCAGAAGAAAUUGGGUCGGAGAUGCAUCCCAGAAGUCACUGAGAACGCCAAAGGAUCCGACUAUAAACUGGUCCACGACAUAUGAAGACCUGCUCUCGACUACCGACCCUUUUCCUCAGCCAAUUCCUUUAGCUGACAUGGUAGACUUUUUGGUUGAUAUCUGGCACGAUGAGGGGCUUUUUGAUUAGAUAAUUUUAUCGAAAUGCCUACUCAUGUCGAAGUAUCCAUGUUGCGCAUGACAAUAACCAUAACCUUUCCCCUCGAUUAUGCUUGGAUCUUUCAUUAAACGCUAUAAUGGAGAAAAGCCCUUCUGUGGUGGAUGCCGAACACGCAUACUUGUAGCAGCUUCAAGCUGUUCAUUUAUUCUUUUGUCGUUCUUGAACUGCACCGUUUUUCUCAUUAAUUGGGAGUACAUCUCAUGUUGGAAGUCAUAGUUGCUGUAACAAUACACUGAGUUAGAGAUAGUUGUAAACUAAAAGGGUGAAUAGCAAUUUAUCCCCAUGUGAUAU
This is a messenger RNA of Sesamum indicum (sesame), 1308 nucleotides long. RefSeq names its product zinc finger protein. Lineage: Eukaryota; Viridiplantae; Streptophyta; Magnoliopsida; Lamiales; Pedaliaceae. The record is from RefSeq and is a predicted model, not a curated record.